Rotaria sp. Silwood2 is the source of this 267-nucleotide messenger RNA. The record is from the annotation of a GenBank genome assembly. Lineage: Eukaryota; Metazoa; Rotifera; Eurotatoria; Philodinida; Philodinidae.
AUGAGAACGACCGUAUUUUUAUUUCUUGUUUGUAUCACCAUUGGCCUUUGCCUUUGGUUUAUACCAAUUGGUACUGAAGCACAUCCACUUUCACGUAAUGGUUUUUUCCGAUGUCCACCAACAUGUCACGUUUAUUGUCCAUGUGGAAAUAUUCUUGAUACAAAUAAUUGUCCAAUGUGUCGUUGUCGACCAUCGAAUACUUGUACAGGAAGACAUCCAAAUGCAUUUGGACGACCACAAAAUUCAAAAACAAAGAUUUUGUAUUGA